Molecule: messenger RNA, 735 nt
Organism: Psammomys obesus (fat sand rat)
Lineage: Eukaryota; Metazoa; Chordata; Mammalia; Rodentia; Muridae
Product: cell surface glycoprotein CD200 receptor 2-like
Exons: 5
Coding region: 1-735 (244 amino acids)
Biological process (GO): regulation of neuroinflammatory response
Cellular component (GO): external side of plasma membrane
Molecular function (GO): signaling receptor activity
Source: RefSeq, a predicted model, not a curated record
AUGGCGACGACCAGCGAGCACCCUAACACUACAGUGUCUGUACAGAUGGGUACAAAGGUUCUGCUGAGCUGCCCUCCUGUUCCACUGACAAAGGCAUUAGUAAUUACAUGGGUAAUAACCCCCAGAGGCGGACCUGUCUGCAUAAUAGCCUAUAAAGCAGACACAAAGGAGACCAGGGAAAACUGUACUGACAGGAGAAUCACCUGGGCCUCCACACCUGACCUGAGUUCUGAGCUGCAGAUCACCACAGUGGCCCUCGAGCAUGCUGGAUAUUACUCAUGUGAGAUAGCAGCAAGUAAUGGGCAUUUCCAAAAAGGACAUGACCUCCAAGUGCUGGUCCCCCUUGAAGUAACCCUAUUUCUAGGCAAAAAUAGAACUGCUGUUUGUGAGGCAAAUGCAGGCAAGCCGGCUGCGCAGAUCUUCUGGACUCCAGAUGGGGAUUGUACCACUAAGAGUGAACCACACAGCAAUGGCACAGUGACUGUCAGGAGCACAUGCCACUGGGAACAGAACAAUGUGUCUACUGUGAUCUGUUUUGUCUCCCAUUCGACUGGCAACCGGAAUCUUUCCAUAGAACUGAGUAGAGUUACUCCCUUCUCCCUGCAUUCCUUGCUGACCAUUCUUUAUGUGAAAUGUAACCUUUUGGGGAUUGUUCUGCUCAUCAUAGGAUUUAGAUUUUUCAAGAAGAGAAUUAAUCUCAGAAUUCACGAAACAGGUGGAAGCCAUGCAGUAUGA